ACGAUCGUCAGUCGAUUAUUACAGUUACUAGUCGGUCGGUCACAAGUUUAUUUAUUAUAUUAUUUAAAAUAAUAUAAUUUUUGUGUGAAUUUAUUAUUUAUUAAAAAAAUAAAAAUAAUUUAUUAAUGUUAAAAAAAAUGUUAAGUUAAAAAAUAUAAUUUAAUAAAAAAAUAUUUAAAAAAAUUACUGCUGGGUCAGUAAAGAAACAAAAAAUAAAAUAAAAAUCAAUUAAACGAAAAAUUCUCAAAUAAAUAAAAAAUAAGUGAAAAUGGGAGCUGAACCAACAGAAAAAUCAAAUCGUGAAGUCAACACAGAAAAAUCGCCAACGGGAUGGGGCGUCCGUCAUACUCAAGCUCUUUUGCUGUUCUUGUGUCUCUUGAUGGCUUACGCCCUUCGCGUGAACAUGUCAGUUGGUAUCGUGGCGAUGACAGACCGAAAUUCUUCCAAUCCGGAUUUUGAGGAGUUUUCGUGGAACGAGAAGACAAAAGGUGUCGUUUUGAGUAGUUUCUUCUGGGGAUAUGUCUUUACGCAAAUUCCCGCGGGACAACUCGCUCAACGAUUUGGUCCGAAAAUUUUGUUGCUCAUUUCGAUUGGAACGUGUUCGGCAUUGGCAGUUUUGACACCGAUUGUGGCAACUUAUGGCGGAUGGCAGGGACUUGUGGCGUUGCGGAGUAUUCAGGGAUUGUCACAAGGAUUUAUUUUUCCGUCGACACAUACGUUGUUGUCGCGAUGGGCUCCGGUUUCGGAAAGAGGACGCAUUGGCACGUACUGUUACGCUGGAUCGCAAUUUGGAACGGUGCUGAUGUUGUCGAGUUCGGGAUUCCUGGCGUCUUCGUCGAUGGGAUGGCCGAGCAUUUUUUACAUUUCUGGAGCAUGUGGGUUGGCGUGGAGUGUUUUGUGGUUCUUCUAUGGCGGAAAUUCACCUGCCGAAUAUAAACGCAUUUCGCAGGAGGAGAAGGAAUUCAUCCAAACGUCUCUUGGAUCGACAGAUCACAAGAAAAUUGUGACACCAUGGAAAGCCAUGUUAACAUCUGCUCCAAUGAUUGCCCUCAUUAUCGUUCAUUCCGCCCACAAUUGGGGCUUCUGGACAUUACUCACCGAAAUGCCGGCUUACAUGAAGAACGUCCUUGAUCUUGACAUUAAAAAGAACGCCUUGUUGUCGGCACUCCCAUACUUCUGCAUGUGGAUCGCCAGUAUGGUGCUCAGUCCAAUUUCCGACUACAUAACGAACAAGGGAAUCCUCUCGACGGAAGCUUCCCGCAAAGUUUUCAACAGUAUCGGAUUAUGGGGACCAAUGUGCGCCUUAUUGGGAUUAGCUUACGUGCCAAAAGGAAGUGUCGAGUUGGCAGUUGCUCUUUUAACGACAGCUGUUGGUAUCAAUGCCGCCACUUAUUUGGGCUUCCAAGUAAAUCACAUUGAUUUAGCUCCUAAUCACGCUGGAACGAUGAUGGGUAUCACAAACUGCGCUGCCAAUAUCAUGUCUUUCUUAGCUCCACUCGUUGUUGGAUUUGUACUUGAUGACGCUAAAAAUCCUGACCAAUGGAAAAUCGUCUUCUUCAUCUCAGCGGCCAUUUAUUUCUUCGGAAACUUACAAUUUGUGAUCUUUGGCAAGGCAGAAAAGCAAUGGUGGAAUAACUCAACGAAAGGUAAGGAUGCCGAGGAACCACAAAGGCGACCAAGUAUUGCCGAGGCGCAAUAUUAAUUUAAAUUAAUUUUUUUCUACUUUUAUGAGUAAUUUAGUGAUAGUUCAAAAGUCGCAUGAAAAGUUUUAUAAAUUGUGAAAAUUCUCAAGAGAUUCACAAUUUAUAGAACUUUUCAUGGAUAAUAACACAGCAGGACGAAAUGCGUAAAUUUUUUUCUUGGAAAUCAAACGAAAAUUGGUUAAUGACAAAAAUAAGAAUAAAAAAAAUAUUUUCCGUCAAUGACUUCUGUUGUGUCGAUUAUUUUGAUUGAUUUGUAGAGAGUAUAUUAAUUGUUAUUCUACUCGUUAUCUAACUUAUAAUUACGUUUUUAUUGUAAGUUAAGUCAGUAAUUAAUACGAUUUUUUUUCUAUAAGUGAAUAUUUUUAUUAUGAUGAUGAUGAAAAAAUAAAGAAUUUGAAUAAAUA
Molecule: messenger RNA, 2107 nt
Organism: Culicoides brevitarsis
Lineage: Eukaryota; Metazoa; Arthropoda; Insecta; Diptera; Ceratopogonidae
Product: putative inorganic phosphate cotransporter
Exons: 7
Coding region: 269-1702 (477 amino acids)
Biological process (GO): monoatomic anion transport; transmembrane transport
Cellular component (GO): membrane
Molecular function (GO): transmembrane transporter activity
Source: RefSeq, a predicted model, not a curated record